UCUCUAUCCGAUUUAUCCCUUUACUUUCGCCACCGAUCAUACAAUGUCUGCAAUGGACAACCUAGUAUCCCACAUUUAUCAUGAGAAGCAGCAAGAAGGCUCCAUGCUUUGUGCUCAACACGCCCUCAACUCCCUGCUUCAGGGCAACUAUUUUUCUGCCCCUGACCUUUCGGAUAUUGCUCGGACGCUGGAUUCGAUGGAGCAAAGCUAUGAUCAGGACCGGGAGACUGGCAGCACAAACAUGGACGACACCGGCUUCUUCUCUAUUCAAGUUCUAGAGCACGCUCUCAAUGUUUGGGGCCUUAGUCUUGUUCGAUGGAGAUCGGAGGAGAUGAGGCCCUAUCAAGAGUUUCCUCACAACCGACUAGGCUUUGUGCUCAACCAAAAUCAACAUUGGUACACCUUGCGCAGGUUAGGUUCACCAGCCACAGACCCCACCAACGACACCGGUAACUCACACUGGUUCAACCUCAAUUCCUUCGAAUCAGCCCCACAGUGGGUCGGCAAGCUUUAUUUGAGCAUGUUCAUACAGCAAGCCGAGAACGAUGGGUACUCCGUCUUUGUGAUAAUUCCACUGGAUCCUGCAGCGCCCUCAGCCCUACCACAUUGCGUCGCGGACGAUAUCGCAUCCACUAUCCCGGAAUCUGCGCUAUCUUCAUCAUCAUCUCGUUCUGCCGCAAGCACCAACGAUCCUGGAGCAGUGGCUUCUCACAGCAUGGAAGGUUUUGAAGACGAGGAUAUGGAGCUCCAGGCUGCCCUCCAAGCUUCCCUCGCCGGAGGAUCAAGCACCUUCCCUCUGCCACUGACGGCUGGCUCAUUCUCCCCAAUACAGCCUCCUCAACUAGAGCAGUCCACUGCGCCAAGGGCGCCAACAUCAUCGUUGAUACCACCUGGACAGGACCCAUACGGUAACGCCGAUGUUGAUCCCGUGGCUGCAUCCAUGGCACGAAAUCGGGCUAUCAUGAACCGUAUGCGGGAGCAGCAAGAAAUGGCACUAAGGGAACAGUAUGAAGAUGAAACUGCUCGCUUUCCUCUUGAGCCGCGCGCGCGGGGUUCUCAGGGACCACAAUCCUCCGCAGAUGAAGGCAACGAAGACGAUAUGCUACGUAGAGCCAUGGAGGAGUCACUGGCUCACCAUCAGCAGCAAGAUGGUCAGGAUGACGUCGAGCCUGAAGCUUCGGUGCCGCGAAGAGCUAUGACGAACUCCUGGGGAGAUCACGGUAUAGAACGCGUCUACGAUGACGACGAUGCUGAAUUUCAAGCUGCCCUCAAAGCUUCACUUGAAAACAUGCCCGAAGGCUUUAACAUCCCUGAAAACACAAUUCCUACCCGGCCGCCUUCAUCCUCAGAGGCUCCCUCUAAUGCCACAACUGUGUCAAGCAGUAUGAAACCGCAGGAUAGCGACGGAGAGACCGAGUCAGACGCUGGUACUGCACGGACUGAAUCAGAACAGCCAGAACCAUCAGCAGAAGCCGUCGACAUGGAUGAGAUGAGGCGCCGAAGACUUGCGCGCUUCGGUGGAUAAGAAAGUAGUAUUGGACGUAAAUAGAACCAUAAUGAUAAUAAUAAGAUAGUGGCGUAAUUCCACGCCAUGUAGAUUUCAAGACCUGCGAAUAAAGUG
Coniophora puteana RWD-64-598 SS2 is the source of this 1621-nucleotide messenger RNA. RefSeq names its product Josephin-domain-containing protein. Gene Ontology annotation, cellular component: nucleus. Gene Ontology annotation, molecular function: cysteine-type deubiquitinase activity. Gene Ontology annotation, biological process: protein deubiquitination. NCBI's taxonomy places the organism in Eukaryota, Fungi, Basidiomycota, Agaricomycetes, Boletales, Coniophoraceae. The transcript has 7 exons. The record is from RefSeq and is a predicted model, not a curated record. The coding region runs from base 44 to 1525 and encodes 493 amino acids.